AUGUCGAAGGUUGGUGCUUGUUCCCGAAUACGCGUGGCUCUUCCAUGUUUACCUAGAUAUUGUCCCAAUUUAGACAGUUCGGAAAAAUCCGCGGCAUGGACUGCUCCCCAGAACUCCCUGAUGAUGCAGGGCUUUGAGUGGCAUGUGCCAGCUGACCAAAACCAUUGGAAACGACUUCAAGACGCGUUACCCAAUCUGAAGGAUGCUGGCGUGGAUAAUAUCUGGAUUCCGCCAGGCUGCAAAGGAAUGGAUCCCGCUGGUACUGGUUACGACCUCUAUGACCUCUAUGACCUAGGAGAAUUCGACCAAAAAGGAGCACGAUCGACGCGCUGGGGUUCGAAGGAAGACCUUAUGGCGCUCAUGCGAGCAGCACAGAGCGCGGGGAUCGGGAUAUACUGGGAUACUGUCCUGAACCACAAAGCCGGAGCCGAUUUCCCCGAGACGUGUCAGGCAAUCAAGGUCGACCCGAAAGACAGAAAUAAAGAGAUUUCUGAUCCCCAGACCAUCGCUUGUUGGGUAGGAUUUGACUUUCCAGGUCGUGCAGGGAAAUACAGCUCCAUGAAGUAUCGGCGGGAGCAUUUCAAUGGAGUCGACUGGGAUGAUCUGCAGAAAGAGCACGCCAUCUUUAAAAUAUCAGACACGCGCAAGGAGUGGGCCAAAGACGUCAGCGAUGAGAACGGUAACUAUGACUACCUCAUGUUCGCCAAUCUGGAUCACACACACCCGGACGUACGAGCCGAUAUCUUCAAAUGGUCGGAGUGGCUUGGGACUGAGCUACCAAUCAGCGGCAUGCGCAUUGAUGCCGCCAAACAUUACUCUGCAACAUUUCAAAGGGACUUUGUCAGUCACCUGCGGAGUACAGUGGGGUCGGACUAUUUCCUCGUUGGGGAGUACUGGAGAGGGGAAGUAGACCUUUUGUUGCAGUACCUGAAAAUGAUGAGACACCAAGUCUCCUUGUUUGAUGUACCUCUCCUCGGUCGAUUCGCUGUCGCGUCUCAGACGGAGAACAGUGAUCUGCGGAAGAUCUUUAAAGGAACCUUGGUGGAACAAAGCCCAAGGCAUGCAGUAACUUUCGUGGGAAACCAUGAUACACAACCCGGCCAAUCACUUGAGACCUUCAUAGCACCAUUCUUCAAACCAAUUGCAUACUCGCUGAUACUCCUCCGCAGCCAAGGUCAACCGUGUGUAUUCUAUGGCGACCUCUACGGACUCAAGGGCGGCUCAGAUCAACUUUGUACCCCUGCCUGCAAAGGCAAGCUGCCGCUGCUGAUGAGGGCUCGGAAACUAUACGCGUACGGGGAGCAGCGUGAUUAUUUUAAUAAGCGUAACUGCAUCGGAUUUGUCCGAUAUGGCAACGUGCAUCAUCCGUGGGGUCUUGCGUGCAUUAUCAGCAAUGCUGCUUCAUCAUACAAGCGGAUGUAUGUCGGAUCAAAUCAUGCGGGGGAGGAAUGGUCUGAUAUCCUAGAGUGGGCUGACGGGACGGUCAUCAUUGAUCGCCGAGGCUAUGGUGUGUUCCCUGUAGCUGCGAGGAGCGUCAGCGUCUGGGUCAAUACACGAGCCGAAGGGCGAAAGUACCUCAACCGGCCAUUUGAGAGCGACAUCUACCAAAAUUAG
This is a messenger RNA of Penicillium chermesinum, 1614 nucleotides long. RefSeq names its product alpha-amylase. NCBI's taxonomy places the organism in Eukaryota, Fungi, Ascomycota, Eurotiomycetes, Eurotiales, Aspergillaceae. The transcript is spliced from 7 exons. The record is from RefSeq and is a predicted model, not a curated record. Gene Ontology annotation, biological process: carbohydrate metabolic process. Gene Ontology annotation, molecular function: hydrolase activity, hydrolyzing O-glycosyl compounds; calcium ion binding. The coding region runs from base 1 to 1614 and encodes 537 amino acids.